ACGUCAGAAAAGGGUGUUCUUGUUUUGAAAGAAAAAAGGGACGGCACAGCACGGAAAGUGAAAAGUUAGAAUUCUGCGUGUGCCCUACUAGCCCGUGUGUGCCGCGCGGAAAAUGAUUGCGUAAAGUUUUCCCCCGAUUCGCGCGACCAUAAGCGUGGUGCUGGUUUGUGUUUAGUGUUGUUGUGCAUCGGUUUUUGCAGCCCGCAACUGUGUGUUGCCUUCCCUGCUAGGGGGGUUUGCGACAUCAUCCGCCCCGUUUUUUUCAGCCCACACCAGUGUCUGCCACUCGCGCCUACGCCGUAACAUGUCGUUUUCCUUCAAUCCGCUCGGGCCGGGGCUGCAUCCAAUGCAUCCACUCCUGUCCGGGGGUGGUGGUUUUCUUACCGCCCAGCAGCUCGGGGCUCCACCGCCCACGCCCGCAAAUGCCGCCCUGCUAGCCGGCAUCAACAACAAACCGCUCGAGUUUAAGCUGAAACCGGUCCAGAACGGUUCCGGCGCGGCACCGAUGGAGCUGGAAACGGUGGCCGAGCGGGAAGCGAUCAAGGACCACGGUGGCAAUGCGUUGGCCGCCAUGGAAAAGGCUCGCGAGGAUAGCAUCAGCAAGAAGAUGCUGGAAGAGCUGCACAAGCAGCACCAAACUGCACAGCUGCAGCAUGCGAACGGUGGCGAGCUCGUGUUCAACCAGCUGCUCCAGCAGCACCAGUCUGCCGCCGCCGCCGCCCACCACCACCACGGUUUCAUGAUGAUGCCGGGCGUGAUGAACAUGGUCGACGGCACGUCCCUGAUCAGCAUGCAGCCGUUCCAAAUGAUGGCCCCCGGGGCGGAACUGUCCAGUGCGCUCGGUGGAACCGCCGCCACCGCUCAAUCAGUGGCCGGCGGAGGUGGUGGUAGUGGUGGUGUUGGUGUUCCGAGUGCGACCGCACCGAGCGCCGCCACCAACGCGGAAAAGCCACCGGCCACGGCGAAGGAAAUUAUUUACUGCAAAAGCUGCACCCUGUUUCCGCCGAACCCGAACGCGCCGGCACCGAAAACGAUCGAGCGACCGCCCGGCUGCCGGACGGUGUUCGUCGGCGGCCUGCCCGCCGGCAUGACCGAGGAGGUGAUGCGUGAAAUCUUCGAACGGUGCGGUGAGAUCACGACCCUGCGGCUGUCGAAGAAAAACUUCUGCCACAUCCGGUACGUGUACGAGGCGUCGGUCGAUUCGGCCAUCUAUCUGUCCGGCUAUCGGGUGAAGAUCGGCAGCAACUUCACGUACGGUGGCGGUGGCAGUGCGGAGCCGAAGGAGCCCCCGAUCUUUGGCGUGCUGCACGUGGACUAUGCGCAGGCCCGCGACGACCAGUACGAGUACGAGUGUAAGCAGCGCAAGCUGCAGCGCGAAAAGCGCCACCGGGAGCGGCUGGAGGAGGACCGGUUCCGGUCGCUGUCGCCGCAGCCCGUCGUGCACUAUACGGAGCACGAGGCCGGCUCGGUCGCGGAGCGGCUGAAGAACGACGAAACGUUCGCGAAGGCGGUGCAGACGCUGGUGACGUGGCUGGAGCGGGGCGACUGCAGCAAGAAGAACGCGAACAACUUCUACUCGAUGAUACAGAGCACCAACUCGCACGUCCGCCGGCUGCUGAGCGAGAAGAGCGUGUGCGACGAGGAGCUGAAGCGGGCCCGGGAGCAGUACCGGCGGCAAACGAAGGGCAUGCUAGCACAGUUCAGUCAGAUUGAAAAAGUUUUCAAUGCGGCCAGUCACAAGAAGGUUUGGGAUCAUUUUACUAAAGCCCAAAGAAAAAACAUCGAUGCGUGGAAGAAGCAGUCACUGGACAUAAAAUGUGUACAGCUGGAUGAUUUCCCCGAUGAGGAUGGGAUGGACAUGUCCGAUGACGAUCAUUCUGUCUCCUCGCUGCCAUGCAAAAAGGCUCGCUGGGAGCAGGAUCAUAAGGACCACGCGGUCGAUACGGAUCGGGGCACGGCGGACAGUGCUGCCGAGCAUCAGUCCCUGCACGACAGCGAGCUCAAGAUGAAGAUCCUGCACAUUGAGGUGCUGCAGGAAACGAUCCGCAACCUGCAGACCCAGCUGCUCGAAAACAAAGCCAAAGAGACGGAACGCCAGAACCGCAUCUGCGAGCUGGAGGACGAGCUGAAGGAUGCGAACGUGAAGCAGCUGCUGCUGAAGACGAAAAUAGCCACCAGCAAGGCGGCCGCAUCCAGUGCCGCGAGCGUAUCGUCCUCGGGCAAGGGCGGUGACUCGGAGAGCGAAGAGUGUCCCGCGGUCCAUUUGCCGGACGGCGCCCCGCUGGCCACGCCGGUGGAAAUGGUAAGCAAAGCGACGGAAACGGCCGCUGCCGAUGAUGGGCCGACGGUGCCGGUGGUGCCGAACGAGCGGGAAGCCAAAAUGCUUGCCUUCGCCUCAACGUUUCUUAUGAUCAACCCGCACGGUGCACCGUUCGAGCAGGUCUGGGCGUACGUCGGUCGGUAUGUGAACGAGAUGAAGCCAAAGGAGCUGGAGGAUAUGUUUGCCCGCUACCGGCAGCUGUUCGAGCGGUGCAAUGCACCGGCUAGUGGCGAACAGCAGGGGCCGGGCGACGGGCAGAAUGCCAGCGGUAUCCCAUCUAGUCCCUGCUAUAGAUUUAUUGCCCACACGGCACCCGCAGUACAGUAAGGCAAAUAGCUCGCUUCUAAAGCUUGCCGAGAGAUGUUAAUUUAGUAAUAAGUUUUUUUUUUUCUCUUGUUGUUGUUGCUUUUAUUCAGCUUUACCUUUGAACAAUCAUUGUGGCGUGGUGGAUGUUGCAAAAUUGUAACAGUCAAAUUUUACUUCAAUUGACAACGUGUUGUGUACCGUGUUGGUACCACGUGUUGUGCACCGUAUAUACCACGUGCUGGUACUUAGAACUCUGUGCUGCUGCUUUAAGAAAAGCAGCACAAUAUAUUGUGUUCCUUUUAUUUUUCUUUAAAAAAGAACUCAUUUAAUUAUAAUAAGACACUCAUGAUAAUUGUUGUACACCUGUUUGCUGAUCCCAAUCGCUUUUUAUUUAUAAUAUCUGGGCAGACACAUAAAACAAAACCAGUGAUCUCGUUCGGCAAAUCAAAACCAAAGAGGCCGAAAUAAUACAGCGUAAUACAAAACGAAGGUGCUUUUUAACCGGCUGGUUUUAUACUCACAGCAGUCAAUAAUACUCGCAUGUGUAUGCUGGGGUGUAGACCUGGGUACUACAAAAUACGCCCGCUUAAACUCUCUAUAGUACCUUCGUGUACUACACUCAUUAGUAGCAAGCUCUCCAUUUUUAUAUAUCAUCAAUCUUACCAAUGUCUUCCUCGUUCGAGUGCGCAUACACUUCGGUGCACCUAAUAUAGUUCAGUAAAAGUAAAAGUAAAAAAAAAAACAAAAAAGCAAAAAACAAAUCGAAAGUGCGUGACGUUAUGUUUUAUCUCUCGCACACUUACCAAAUCAAAAGUGUGUAUGUUUUUGAUGCGGGAAAGUGAAUUAUUGUAAAAAAAAAGGGAAAUGAGAAUGAUAACGAAAAAAGAAUGAUUGAUAAUACUCGGUUUCAAUUGAAUUUAGAAAAUCAUCAGUCAGAAUAGGAAAAAAGCUAGUUUAUGCGUUUUCGUAAGCAUCUUGAAAACUUUACCUGUAGACCAAAACAAAAGAUGGCCAUUUAAUUUAUUGCGGAACCGGACAGGAAAAGCGUAAAAUAGUUUUACCUAAUUUUUGAAAUCCAUAGCUGUGUAUAUGUUUGUGAUGUGGUGUAAAAGCAUGCAAUGCAAGGAAGUGGUUUGUUGCAUCUUGUUGUCUUGUUUAAGUGUCAUUACUCCUCGUGUUCGUUUAACGGUCAUGCUCGAUUAGGUGCACUUCGUUUUUUUUUGAAAUAAUUUCUCUCUCUCCUAAUGUCAACCUUAUUAUUCUUUAAUUUUUAGUGUGAAUAAUGAAUCAUUCAACAUAUUUAUUACCGUAUUGUUAGUGCAAAAUUUUUAAACAAUGCAAUUAGUGCAAUGUUAUUGUUCGUUUUCUUCUACCAAAAACAUAUUACUCGUAACGGAUGGUGUAUGUACAAUGGCUAACAUACGUAAAACACUAUUACCUUUUUUAGGCAUUAGGUCAUUUUUGUAUUUGUCAGACGAACAGCAGCAAAAAAAAACAAAAAACAAAACAUAACAAUUAAAAUACUCAUUUAUUACUACUACUAUUACUACUACCCAACACAGCCUUUAAGGUGUUGUUGAUAAGCACUGCUGUGUGAUUGUGUCUAUUAUUAUAGUUCCGGUUUUUCCCGCCCGUCUGCCUGAAGCAUAUAAAUAUGCCCCCUUUGAAAAAAGUGAAAACGACCCGCAACGUUGCGGGACUUACACACGGUGUUUAAAAGCAAUGCAAACAACUGACGCAAAAAAAAACACACACAACAACCCAUGUACUUUUCAUAACUAUACAGCCGACAUUGAAUACUUUUAAGAAAGUGUCAUUUUAAAAACGCAUACUCUUUAUUGUCAAUUAUCGUGUUAUAAACUACAAUACAUAAUGAGAGAGGAUGAGAGUGAAGGAAAAUGAAAGUAAUAAGUAAAAAAAAAAACAAUAGCGAAAAAGCUUCGUUCGCG
Molecule: messenger RNA, 4575 nt
Organism: Anopheles arabiensis
Lineage: Eukaryota; Metazoa; Arthropoda; Insecta; Diptera; Culicidae
Product: ecto-NOX disulfide-thiol exchanger 2
Exons: 5
Coding region: 305-2647 (780 amino acids)
Biological process (GO): ultradian rhythm
Cellular component (GO): external side of plasma membrane; plasma membrane
Molecular function (GO): RNA binding; protein-disulfide reductase activity
Source: RefSeq, a predicted model, not a curated record